Molecule: messenger RNA, 2706 nt
Organism: Marasmius oreades (fairy-ring Marasmius)
Lineage: Eukaryota; Fungi; Basidiomycota; Agaricomycetes; Agaricales; Marasmiaceae
Exons: 10
Coding region: 754-2706 (650 amino acids)
Biological process (GO): L-leucine biosynthetic process
Cellular component (GO): mitochondrion
Molecular function (GO): 2-isopropylmalate synthase activity
Source: RefSeq, a predicted model, not a curated record
GAAACUCUUAUUCCUCCACAUUUUCCCAAGUCAACACUACGCGUCUUCUGUGAACUUGUCAUAAUCCACGGCGAUAGUAGUCUCUUUUGCUCCGUUCUCGGCUCCCUCGACGAAUAGUAGAAUCUUUCCCAUCGCCUUUAUCUCACGGUUCACUACUGAAGACAAGUAUCACGCACACUCGAGUGUUCCCUGGGCUACUGAUGCUGCGCUCACAACUCGAGAACAACCAUUGGAUCUUCCAGACACUCAAAGGAAGAGAUAUAACUUGAGCCAACCGUCAAAGAUAUGGAAACCGCAAAGUAGCAUCAAAGUAGAAGAAUUUCUUUGCUCCCUUCUCUCCGUGACGAACCGUAAUGCCUCCGAAGAGAGAAAAAAAAGUGGAGUCCAAGCGAUUCCCCCGAACCCGUUCCGGCUCUCUCCACUAGAAAUACACAGAUCUUACCGAUCUUGUCCUCCAACUGGGGCCAUCAUCCAAUCUGAGAACCACGGAUCCGGUCCUCCGCCUCCAUUUUUUAGGUGGAGGCCAAUACGCUGCCAGGAACGACAAAAAAAGCUUGAGAUCUCCAUAUGGGACGCAUGUUCUGUUGGACAUGUGUGUAUCACCUGGCGAUUAAUCAGGCAACGAGAACUCGAUAGCAAUGACCCAAUGAGAUGAUGAGAAAAUUCCGCUCCUCCUAGAAGCCAACAUCUCCAUUUUCUUUCAAGGUAUUUAAGGGGUGCUACAUUGAGCUGGUUCUCAAUCGCCGAUAAAACAUGCCAAUGCUAACUCACCCCGCUAUCAAAUAUCGUCCCUAUAUCGACGUUCCCUUUCCUAAGGGUUACGUUCGCCAAUGGCCCACCAAGCGCACGACGGAGGCACCCAUCUGGCUCUCCACAGAUCUCCGCGACGGCAACCAGGCGCUGGUGAAUCCGAUGAACAACGCCACAAAACUAGAGUUUUUCAAGCUUCUUGUUCAGAUUGGCUUCAAACAAAUAGAAGUCGCUUAUCCUUCCGCUUCCGAGCUGGAAUACCAAUUCGUCCGGUCGCUCAUCGAGAAUAACGAGAUCCCGGAUGAUGUUUCCAUUCAGAUUAUCACCCCUGCCCGAGAGGAUUUGCUAACCAAAUCAAUCGCGUCCCUUGCUGGCGCAAAGCACGCUAUUAUUCACUUGUACAACGCGGUAUCCCCUGUCUUCCGUGAAGUCGUGUUCCGGAACACAAAAGAACAAACCAUCGAACUGACUCUCAACGCCAUCCGAAUUACCAAGAAACUGACUGAGGAAGAGACCGCACGAUCAGGCACCAAGUUCACUCUUAACUACUGCUUGGAAACAUUUUCUCAAACCGAACCCGAGUUUGCCGUGGAACUUGCCAACCGUGUACUCGAGGAAUGGGGCAAGGCCACACCAGAAGAUAAGGUCUACUUCAACCUCGCCGCAACCGUCGAGUGUGCGCCCAGCAAUCACUAUGCUGAUAUGGUCGAAUACUUCAGCAUGAACGUGAACCAACGAGACUCUGUUGUCCUUAGCAUCCAUCCUCAUAACGACAGAGGUACCGGCGUGGCCGCAGCUGAGCAUGGACUCCUUGCUGGAGGUACACGAAUCGAAGGAUGUCUCCUCGGUAACGGCGAACGCACAGGAAACGUUGAUCUCAUUACCCUUGCUCUGAACCUGUACACCCAAGGAGUAUCCCCUGGCCUCGAAUUCUCUGAUCUCCCCAAAGUUGUGGAAAUUGUCUCCCGGUGUUACGAUUACACCGUUCCUAUCCGUUAUCCAUAUGCCGGUGCUCUGGUAUUCUCUGCGUUUGCGGGUACUCACCAGGACGCUAUCAAAAAGGGCUUGGAUGCCCAGGAGAAGCGCUGGAAGGAGGUUGAUCGUACUGGUGAAGGAACCAAGUACUGGGCUAUGCCUUACAUCCCUCUUGACCCGAAGGAUAUCGGUUACGGCUAUGAGAACCUCAUUCGUGUCUCCAGCCAGAGCGGCAAAGCAGGUACAGCCUACGUCGUCAAACAAACCAUGCUCUUCGACAUGCCUCGUAGGAUGCAGGUGUCAUUCUACGGCGUCAUUCAGAACGCUUGCGAGAAGACGGGCAAGGAGAUGACCACAACUCUCAUCACGGAGACGUUCAAGCAGACUUACGGCUUGAGCUCCAAGCCGAUGGGUAGAUUGCAUUUACAGUCCUGCCAGAUAAUGCUCAUGUCUCCGUCGAGCCUUUCAGAUUCUUCAGAUGGUUCGGAUGGUGGUAGCAUCCUCAAGUUUGAGGCGCAAAUCGUCUGCGACAGCAGGUCGCGGGCUAUCACUGGCGAAGGGAAGGAUGUGAUUGAAGCUGUUAUGGAUGCCCUCCGCAGCGACCUCGACUUUGAUCUCUCCCUAGGUGAAAACUUCGACCAGACGCUCUCUGCUGAUAACAUGCCCCAACCCAAGCACGCUACCUUCCUCGAACUCUUUCAGUCAGGCAGUCAACCGUCCAAGUCAGGACUUGGAAGUACCUGGGGCACAGGUGUCUCGUCCGACCCUGCUAUCGCCAAGGCAAGGGCAGUCAUCAGUGCGGCGAAUGGUCUGGCAGGGGAUAGGAAGUUCCCUCGAGCGAAAAUGGUAUAUACCCCGAGAAGGGAACUUCUUCGAACUUCCAGCGACAUCUGGAGGGAUGUUGUUCUCAGGACUGGCCAUUCUGUCCCGCACACCCCCGACAGGGAAAUCAAUGUGUAUUCACUAGGAACUUCGACUUGA